GCAGCUAUACCCACAAUCCUUUGCGCCACGGAAGCUGGCACAACACCGGUGCACAACUCAGUGUGGCUGCUCUGCACAGAUUGCUACGUUUCAGCUAAACCCGACGUUUUUGUCCGUCUGAGGAAGCACAGGAAGUGUCUGUCAGAAACAGCAGCCGUCAGCAGCUUUGUUAGAGGCUCCUGUCACCGGGGAAAAAACAUGGCUCAUCUCGCAAAGCUUUUCAAAUAUGUGGAUGAACACCAGGACCUAUAUGUGCAGCGCCUUGCUGAAUGGGUGGGCGUCCAGAGUGUGUCUGCUUGGCCUGAGAAGCGUGGGGAGAUUAAGAAGAUGAUGGAGAUGGCCGCUAAAGACAUUGAGAGACUGGGAGGGACAGUGGAGUUGGUGGAUGUGGGCAAACAGAAGCUUCCCUCUGGAGAGGAGAUCCCCCUACCUCCUAUCAUCUUGGGUCAUUUAGGGUCAGACCCCUCUAAGAAGACAGUUUGUAUUUACGGUCACCUCGAUGUGCAGCCGGCAAACAUCGAUGAUGGCUGGGACACAGAGCCUUUCACUUUGGUGGAGAAAGAUGGUAAGCUUUAUGGAAGAGGAUCCACUGAUGACAAGGGUCCAGUGUUGGCCUGGUUUAACUGCAUUGAGGCCUAUCAGAAGAUUCAGCAGGACCUUCCCAUCAACAUCAAAUUCUGCUUUGAGGGGAUGGAAGAAUCUGGAUCUGAGGGUCUGGAUGACCUGGUGUUUGCACGAAAAGACUCCUUCUUCAAAGAUGUGGACUACGUCUGCAUCUCUGACAACUACUGGUUGGGCAAGACCAAACCCUGCAUCACCUACGGUCUGAGAGGAAUCUGCUACUUUUACCUCCAGGUGGAGUGCUGUGAAAAGGACCUACACUCUGGCGUGUUUGGUGGCUCUGUUCACGAGGCCAUGACUGACCUCAUCGCGCUCAUGGGCAAGAUGUUGUUCUCCACAGGCUCCCUGGUUAGCACCAAGGGGAAGAUUUUAGUUCCUGGGUUAUCCGACGCUGUAGCCCCUCUGACAGAUGAAGAGAAAAAACUGUAUGAAAAGAUUGAUUUUGACCUGGACGAGUACUGCAAAGAUGAGCAAAUUCUAAUGCACCGCUGGAGGUACCCAUCUCUGUCUCUUCAUGGUAUCGAGGGAGCCUUCUCAGAAGCGGGAGCAAAGACUGUUAUCCCACGUAAGGUCAUUGGCAAGUUCUCCAUCCGCCUCGUCCCUGACAUGGACCCCAAAGUUGUGGAGAAGCAGAAGAAGUUUGCUGAACUGGGGAGUCCCAACAAACUGAAAGUGGAGUCAGGUCAUGGGGCCAAGGCCUGGGUGUCUGACUUCAACCACCCUCACUACAUGGCGGGUCGAAAUGCCAUGAAGACAGUAUUUGGUGUUGAGCCUGACCUGACUCGUGAGGGAGGUAGUAUUCCCGUCACCCUCACCUUCCAGGAGGCCACAGGCCGAAAUGUUAUGCUGCUCCCUGUAGGCUCCUCUGAUGAUGGAGCCCACUCCCAGAAUGAAAAGAUCAACAGAUCAAACUACAUCCAGGGAGUCAAGAUGCUGGGGGCGUACUUCCACGAAGUUUCACAGCUGGAAUAAACAGAUGUCUCAUUCAGAGAAUGAUGUCCAUCCUCACUAUCAAAGCCAUAAUCAUUUUAGUACAAUUUACCUUCCAGAGUUGAAAAUUUUCUACACACCUCUAACAAUAAAGAGUUUUUCUUUGUUAGUCUGUGUUGUUCUGUUUGAUUAAUGGUCAAAAGUUAUCUGUAAAUAAAAUGUAAUACCUCUGCUGUUGUUUUCAUCUGCUGAUUGUAUAUCCCUUAUUGCCAGGAUAUUUGAUUUAUAAUUAUAAACCUAGUUUAUAACUAGGUUAGCUGAAAAUAUACCUCAGGUUAAUUUAAGUGAUUAAACAUGUAGGCUUAAAUGAAAAAAGAAUCCUUCUGCAGUAAAACUGAUAAU
Molecule: messenger RNA, 1953 nt
Organism: Menidia menidia (Atlantic silverside)
Lineage: Eukaryota; Metazoa; Chordata; Actinopteri; Atheriniformes; Atherinopsidae
Source: the annotation of a GenBank genome assembly